Messenger RNA from Microplitis mediator, 4667 nucleotides. RefSeq lists its product as uncharacterized. The transcript is spliced from 11 exons. Gene Ontology annotation, molecular function: protein binding. The coding region runs from base 897 to 4124 and encodes 1075 amino acids. NCBI's taxonomy places the organism in Eukaryota, Metazoa, Arthropoda, Insecta, Hymenoptera, Braconidae. The record is from RefSeq and is a predicted model, not a curated record.
AUUGGUGAAAAAAAUUAAUAAUUGAGCUCUGGAAGAGAUGAAACGGAACCGUGGAUUUUUGAUGACAGCCAUGGAGAGAACAAGAAAUUGCGUCGAUAUCAGCAUCAUUCUCACGGAGAGAAAAUUCAAAAAGCGCGCGGUUUAUUAAAAAUGACAGCGCGUAAAUCGGCGGGUACUAAAACUCGAUAUCGUUGAUCACUUAAUUGACUCUGGUAUUUUUCAUUCGAUUUGAGAUAAAAUUUAUGAAUUUUUCAAAUUUUAGGAGGGAAAAAGAAUUUCGAUAAUUCUGGUAAUGACACGAGAAAUUUUGCGGAGUUAACGCGGAUUGAAUUCGGAGUGAAUUUGAAUUCGGAGUGACUACGAAGCGGGUGACUAUUUAAUCUCGGAGUGAAGUUCACUUUGAAAGAGUUUAUUUUAGUAUUAAAACUUUGAAUCGGAACAAACUCCCAAUUUACUCCGUAUACUGAAUGAUUUUUUUUUAAACUGCGGAACUCCGAGUGACGAAGAGAAUUCGGAUUUAAAUAAAAUCUGUAUCCACUCAAAAUUCACUCCCGAUUUUUCGCAGCGCAGAAUCUGACUAAUUAAUUGCAAUGUAAGUCGAAGCAUUUUUUUAUUUUUAAAAAAUUUGGUAAUAAAAUUCAAAAAUUCCCGAGAGUUUUCAAAAACCAAAAUACUUACUAGUGCCUCCUGCAGCACUACGUCGUUACUAAAAAGCCUGUGUGGCGGUAGAAUUGUGUAGUAAAAUCUAGAUUUUACCAUUUUGGCAGGCGCCCAUACGACUUGGAGAUAUUUUUAAUUUUGACGCGCGUAUAAAGUCUUGAGUUGAUCGGCUAGUUUAUUUAGUCACUAAUAAUAAAUCCAGAUACACAGUACAGUUCUAAUCAACAACAAAAAUUAUGGAAUCACAAAAUACCCCAGGAAUCGUAUCAACAUCAACCUACAGUAUUCUUCAUAAUGAUAAAAUUGGAAGAUAUAUGGUCGCGAAUAAAGAUCUGGAGGCUGGUGAAGAAAUUUUGUCUGAAACUCCAUUCGUAGUUGGACCAAAAGCGUCGACAUAUCCGCUCUGCUUGUCCUGCUACACUUCCUGGCCCCAAGGUCCAGAGCAGCCUUUGUGCUCUAGAUGCAGCUGGCCGGUUUGUAACGAAGACUGUGCUAACGCCGCGGUUCACAAAGACUACGAGUGCCCGAUAUUUGCUGCCGUGGGUGAAAAGUUCAACGUAUCUGCGGCUCUAGAAGAAGCCAAUGUCACUAGUGUACCUCAGCUAGAGUGUGUGACCCCUCUGCGGUUGCUACUUGCAUCGGAAAAAUUCCCCGAGAGAUGGGAAAAAGAAGUCAAAAUUAUGGAGGCUCAUAAUCAGAAGAGAUGCGUCAAAAAGCAGUGGAAAACUGACCACGUUAACAUCGUCGCCUACCUAAGGGACCGUUUGAAACUCGACAGAUUCUCCGACGAAAUGAUUCAGACGGCCUGUGGAAUUUUGGAAAUAAAUUCCCAUGAAAUUAAAACGCCAAUGGGGUUCUCUGCUCGCGCUUUGUAUCCAACGGUUGCUGUUAUGAGCCACUCCUGCGUAUCAAAUACCAGCCACAGUGUGUGCACUAGUGACUACAAGGUGGUUUUGAGAACGACACUCAAAGUUCCUAAAGGCAAAGAACUUUUUGGAAGUUACACCCACAGUUUAUUGCCAACAUUGAUGAGAAGAGAAAAUUUAUUAGAAGGAAAACAUUUUUCUUGUGCCUGCGCUCGAUGUUCGGAUCCAACAGAACUGGGAACUCACAUGUCGUCACUCAAAUGCAAUAAAUGUGACAAUGGAGUCGUACUUCCUCUCGAUUCUUUAGACGCAGAGAGUAGUUGGAAGUGUACUCACUGCGAGUUCACAACAUCUGGAGCAGCUGUCAAAAAAGUAUUUGACGUAAUAAACACAGAGGUAGAAGCCGCGGAAACCUACAACUCGCUAGACGGUGGGGAUGCUGUGCACAUUCGCGAGAAUGUUAUGAAAAAAUACCACUCUGUCCUACAUCCGCGGCACGCAUUUCUCACGAUCCUCCGGAUGUCUCUGUCUCAACUUUACGGGCGGGUCGAAGAGUACAAUCUCGAUGACCUGCCGGACAUCGUUCUCGAGCAUAAAAUCGACAUCUGCAGACUACUACUCCAAGUGCUGGAUGUCAUUGAACCAGGAUACACUAGAGCAAGAGCCUUAACACUCUACGAGCUUCACGCUCCAUUACUUUUCAUAGCAAAGUCUCAAUGGAACGCCGGUGUGAUAGACGAGGCUGCGUUGAAAUCAAAAAUGACCGAAGCCGCGAGUAUUCUCAAAGAGGCGGUGACCAUUUUAAAUUUUGAACCAUCGGACACAAUGGAAGGACAGCUUGCGGUUGUUGCCAAAGAAUCGUUAACGCAAUUAGAAGAGUCAAUAAAUAAUUUAUAUCAGUCAAGUCUACUAACGGUUUCUAUUUUAGAACCAACUUGUGGAAUAAGGGAAAUGCAUUUUCAGCCGUACUGUGUUUCAAGUGGGGUUCUAAUUUUAAAUAACUCUCAAUUUUUUUGUUCCGUCAACAAAAUGCGUAUUGAAGAAAUAAAAAAUGAUUUAAUUAUCAAAUACAAAGAAUCUCGGUCAGAAAAACUCGGCAGAUAUUUAGUUUCGGCUAAAAAAUUAUCUUCUGGUGAAGUAAUUUUACGCGAUAACCCAGUAGUUGUUGGUGCGGCGUCUUUCAAUGAAAAUUAUCUGUGUUUCUCAUGUUUCCGGGUGAUAAGAACUUCGAGUAUCAGUUUGUCGUGCGGAAAAUGCAAGGUUGCGAUCUUCUGUUCGACUGCUUGUGAGACACGGAAAUCUUUCCAUACGGCGGAAGAAUGUCAGUUGCUGCAGGAUAAGCUGACUGGUGACUCGAUAAAUCAAUUGGAUGUCAAAGGAAUUUUGCUACCGCUCAGGUUGUGGCUGAUUAAAGAAAGUAACCCGGAGUUGUGGGACAAAAUCAUGAAACUGGAAGCUCAUUUGGACGAAAGACGGAACACUGAAGUGUGGAAAGAGCGCCAGGAAGAAAUCGUCGACGUUUUGAAGUCGUUUAAAUUUACUGAAGAGAGUGACGAAGUAAUCCAGCGACUAUGUGGUAUCAUCGAUGUUAAUUCUUUCGAGUUGCGUUCUCCAGGAACUCUGGAUUCCGCUCUACGAGGACUUUAUGUAGAGGCUGCUCUGAUGGCUCAUGAUUGCCGUGGAAAUACUCAUAUUACUGUAGACGAUGAUUUCCAACUCACUGUCUACGCAAGUCGACCUAUCGAAGAGGGCGAACCGAUACUUUUUAAUUAUACUUCUUCAUUACUUGGUACUGCAGAAAGACGAGAACAUUUGAGAAAAGGAAAAUAUUUUGAGUGCGAAUGCCCAAUGUGUGAAGAUCCAGAAGAACUUGGCGCUAAUCUCAGUACCAUUUAUUGUCCGCGAUGUAAAGAAGGAUUUAUUGUAUACGAAGGCAAGUCGGAAAUAAAUCCUUAUUUGAAAGAAAAAAAUUGGAAAUGCAAAAAAUGUCUGCGAUGUUAUUCUGGAUCGUUAAUUAAAACCACUUUAGAAUUAACUAAGACACGAAUUGAUGAAGCUGAUGGUUCUCGGGUCAAGGAGUUGGAAAAUCUAUUGAAUAAUUUAUCGUCUAUGAUGCACACGAAUCAUUUUCUCAUCAUGAGUUUGAAGCAAAAAUUAUUAGCUUUGUACCGAAAAGAAAUAACUUGUCUGAAUCCUAAGAAAAAAACUUUACAGCGCAUGAUGAAACUCUGCAAAGAAAUAUUACAAGUUUUAGAAAUUGUCGAGCCUGGAAUUUCCCGACUGAAGGGUAUACUGCUGUAUGAAAUCCAUCUACCGAUUGUAAUAAUAGCGAAUAAAGACUACGCGUCUAGAGAAAUAACAUCUGAAGAACUGGCAGAACGUCUUGAAGAAGCUGAAAGUUAUUUGAAAAAAUCACUGAGCAUGUUGUUGAUCGAGCCUGCGUCUACUCCCGAAGGCAUUUUAGCAAAACGUGCGCUUAAAGAAUACAAAUCAUUGAGAUUAAAUCUUGAUGACGUCAGAUCAUUGCCACCGUCACCACAGUCCAAAAAAAUUGAUUUUGAACUGAUGAAAAAACGUAGAAAUAGAAAAAAUAAAUGAAUAUUGUUUGUUGUAAAAUAAAUAUUUAAUCGGGGUAGAGGUGCCAUUUUUAGCCACUGCUCCAUUUUUUGACACUUAAUACUUUAUUUUAAUUAAUAAAUAAGCCCGAGUCAAAAUAUUAGACGUAAAUUGAAUGUUUUUAACGUAAAUUGAACGUUCUUAAUGCUUUGAACGUAUAUGAACAUUUAAAAUGAAGGUUCAACGUUUCUAUAGUACCCGAAAUGUAACUUCGUCUCACGAAUCUAAUAAAAUUUUAAUGAAACCUACUAAAAAAAGGUCAUAAAAGUGACCUUGGAUUGUUCGAAUGCUACGUAGGUAUUUCUAAGACGUUAAAAACGUUCAAUUUACGUCUAAUAUUUUGACUCGGGAGUAUUAAAAAAAUUAAUUGUCAUUGUGAAUUUUUAAAAUUAUUUUAUUAAAAUUUUUUAAGUGUCUAAAACUGACCCUAUAGUGGACAAAAACGCUUUUACUCUACAUUUAAUUCAAAAUGUCAAUAAAUAAAAAUCUGGUUCUGUUAUGAAAUAAAAAAAAACUAUAUAUUAU